Molecule: messenger RNA, 462 nt
Organism: Kuraishia capsulata CBS 1993
Lineage: Eukaryota; Fungi; Ascomycota; Pichiomycetes; Pichiales; Pichiaceae
Exons: 1
Coding region: 1-462 (153 amino acids)
Biological process (GO): mitotic sister chromatid cohesion
Cellular component (GO): Ctf18 RFC-like complex
Source: RefSeq, a predicted model, not a curated record
AUGCCUUCCAGAAGCAUAGAAUAUGACGAGGUUACAGAAUCCAUUCCGUUUGGAGACUUGGUGGAAGGUGGACCUGUGAUUUCUACGAGCUCUGGAUUGAUGAUACUUGAGAUCCAAGGUGAUUUAAAUUUACCGCAGCGGAUUCCCGAUAAGUUAACAGAGACCGAAUCAGAGAUGUAUGUGCAAGAUGAGAGCAGUCUUGGCAUCAACACAGCCGAUGAACUGGGGUCUUCGGGAUCUCAUACGGCUGUGAAGUUUGGAAAACUGGAUAUAGACGGUAAGAGAGCGACCCUAUAUAUCGGGUCAUCCCAAAGAUUGGUCGGAACCAUUGAAAAAAUAGAUCCUCCGCUGGGACUCAUGAGGAUUCUGUCGGAGUCUUCGACAGAAGAGACUCCCAUCCAAGUUUUGGACGUGAUUCGUCAAAAGGCUAUCUUCAGAAGCAGACCAUUGCCUAUCAUGUAA